Messenger RNA from Brettanomyces nanus, 1281 nucleotides. RefSeq lists its product as uncharacterized. The transcript has a single exon. The record is from RefSeq and is a predicted model, not a curated record. Bases 1 to 1281 code for a protein of 426 amino acids. NCBI's taxonomy places the organism in Eukaryota, Fungi, Ascomycota, Pichiomycetes, Pichiales, Pichiaceae.
AUGAGCAAUUCUAAAGAGGAAACUACUGGCACUACUAGUGCACUAGGUACUGACUCGACUACGGAGGUUACCGAAGCUGAGGAGUCGUCGCCUAUUAACGAGAGCCCGCUAUUUGACAUCUAUAUCCGAUUCAAUGGCGAUGAAGAACGUGACUACUGUUUCCAAGUCCACGCAGACACCACAUUUGGUGAAUUGGUGAAGAUCUUUGACACUCUUCCUUUGAACCUUUCUCCGUCUAUUUUCUACGAGAGAAUCCCUACCAAUUUCCAACUCUCCACGGAACCCGGUGUGUUAACCAGAGAGGGAGGCCUCUUGUUUGGUGACAACGCAGGCAAACAGCAAUACUUGAAGCUUGUUCGUAAUGACGAUGUCAUUUCUGAAAAGUCUUGGCCUGGACAGCUCAUUAUUCCUGUUUUUCCUGAGAGAAGUUUCCUCAAGUAUUCUCUAAUCUCCCUAUUAGCCGUUUGGCUUUACACAGAUUUACCCGAUUUCAUUUCCCCUACUCCUGGAAUCGGUUUAUUGACUGCACUAAUGCGGGUUGCUGCAUACAUCUUAACAAACGUGCUAAAUUUCAAGAGUUUGGCUGAUAGCAUGCUAGAGAGUGUCCUUUCUCCCACUCCUAUUGCAGCUCAGAUUCUUUUCUUUGUCUUGCAUAUUGCAAAGGUUCUUGUCAUUUACUUGGUUAUGUGGCUUGGUGCAUUUAACCCUUACUCGAUCUUCAAGAAGGCCCCUGCCAUCCAGAGAGAGGCCUUGGUCAAAAUUGGCUGGACCAGCUCUAAGAAGGCUAUUGCCAUGGAUUUCAGUAAGGAUUAUAGAACCUACAGAACUUCCAAAGUUGGUGGUCUUUUACAGGCUCACAGACUUGGAUUGUUGGACAAAUUGAGAUAUACUACCGUCAAUUUGGGUCCCGGUGAAGGAUUCGAUUCUCCUCUCGUUUGGAACUUACCUAAGGACACACCUGAUGAUGGAAAAUUCCUUCUCUCUUACUCCUAUUUGAAAGAACAGGAGGAGUUCUUCCAGGAAAGAUACUCGAAGGUGAGCGAUUCUGAAUUUGCUUCUGAGUAUAAACAUUUCAGAAGAUAUGGACCAUUUGAUGCACCUGAAAAGGUGACCAAAUUCUGUGAUAGGAGAAUUAUGAUGAAAGAUGGUGACAUUACCGGAAAGCCUUUCCCUGAGGUUAAGGAGGACGAGAAGAAGGACGAGAAGAAGGAGGAUGAGAAGAAGGAGCCUAAAUCAGUGGAAGGUAAAGAGCAGACACCUUUACUAGCCGAGAAACAGUAA